GCCUUGACCUCCCUUCUCAAAUUGCAUAUAAGGUAUUGGAGACUCUUUACCUUCUCACCCUUACCGCCAUGUCUUACAACGGAAUCGACCGCAAGGACCGCGCCCCUUCUCCUACUGAUGGUUCGAGCUCGCCAAGGAACGUUGUGGAUCAUGAUGCUCCCCACGUAACAGCAGACGUACCCGUAGGGCCAAGGAAACUGGCGGAUCCAAAGCACCACCUAAUCACCGUCCAACCGCUAAAAAGGAGCGAGAUGCAGCCUUCGUACGCACAGGAUCUUGGAACUGGAGAGGUUACGCAUGGAAUCUACGGUUCCCUCUUACAAUGUCUGGGAACUGGAGUCGGCUUUUUCGGCGCUAUCCCUUGUUGCCCGUGUCCAAAUCCUUUCCGAAAUGUUCAGCAAGGAUCUGUGGGACUCAUCUCUCGCUUCGGCAAGUUCUACAAGUCGGUAGAUCCGGGGCUCGUCCAAGUCAACGUUUGUACCGAAUCACUUCGCGUGGUGGAUGUAAAAAUCCAGAUUAGUCCUAUAGGCAGGCAGAUGGUGAUUACUCGGGACAACGUCAAUGUCGAAAUCGACUCGGUUAUUUAUUUCCAAAUCUGCAAUCCCUAUCGAGCCGCUUUCGGUAUUAGUGACCUUCGUCAAGCCCUCAUUGAACGGGCACAAACAACGCUUCGACAUGUCGUUGGCGCACGCGCUGUUCAAUCUGUUGUUACUGAGCGUGAAGCCAUCGCCUUCGAAAUUGCCGAAAUUGUUGGUGACAUCGCCGACAAGUGGGGCGUUGCCAUUGAGGGUAUUCUCAUCAAGGAUAUCAUCUUCAGCCCUGAGAUAUCCGCGAGCUUAAGUAGUGCUGCUCAGCAAAAGCGGAUCGGCGAGAGCAAGGUCAUUGCUGCGCGGGCUGAAGUCGAUUCUGCUAGGUUGAUGCGUCAAGCCGCGGAUAUCUUGGCUUCACCAGCCGCCAUGCAGAUCCGACAAUUGGAAGCUUUGCAACAAAUGGCCAAGUCCGGGAACAGCAAGGUCAUCUUCGUACCCAUGCAGCUACAAAGCGACGUAGUUGGGCAAAUGGCAGGGACUUCUGCCAUGGGUGCCACCAGCGAUAGUAAUGCCAGCGAGUCAGGAAUGGGUGCUGCUGGAAGGGUGGCCAUGUUGAACAGUGCUGCAGAUAUCUGAAGGCACCGUCGUUGAGAAUUAGUUACUGCCAGUUACCACUAUUAUCGAUGCCCAUGCAAUCUCUGUAUAUUAGUUGUGUUGUUUUACCUCGAUACCUAUGACAUGUGCCGUGCUGAAGCUCAUGGCUGUUUUAUUUACUUGUACAAUAAUAUUUCAAUAUCAUUAACUAUUGUUGGUUGCGCCCCGGUAUCGGUAAUAUAAUGGUAGAAAAUAUCUUGACCCAAGUCAGCAGACGCCAGAUUGUCUUGAAUGGGGUGAAAGAACCUACCAAGAAAGCCCCCAAUCCCACAAUAACACAAUUCUGCAUCAUCUGGCGAUGCAC
Desarmillaria tabescens is the source of this 1488-nucleotide messenger RNA. RefSeq names its product stomatin family protein. NCBI's taxonomy places the organism in Eukaryota, Fungi, Basidiomycota, Agaricomycetes, Agaricales, Physalacriaceae. The transcript has 8 exons. Gene Ontology annotation, cellular component: plasma membrane. Bases 69 to 1166 code for a protein of 365 amino acids. The record is from RefSeq and is a predicted model, not a curated record.